This is a messenger RNA of Scylla paramamosain (green mud crab), 1199 nucleotides long. RefSeq names its product neurotrophin 1-like. The coding region runs from base 73 to 858 and encodes 261 amino acids. Gene Ontology annotation, molecular function: growth factor activity; Toll binding. Gene Ontology annotation, cellular component: extracellular region. Gene Ontology annotation, biological process: innate immune response; central nervous system formation. NCBI's taxonomy places the organism in Eukaryota, Metazoa, Arthropoda, Malacostraca, Decapoda, Portunidae. The record is from RefSeq and is a predicted model, not a curated record. The transcript has 2 exons.
UAUAAGCUUGGUGCCAGGGCCAGCUGAUACGCACUCCAUCCUAGGCAAGUCUUGAAGGAGCACCGCGGCAGAAUGGCUUUACAAUAUCUGGUGUCGCUAGCGGUGGUGGGCGUCGUCCUUGCAGACCAGCACUCCCACGUCAGCUUCAGCCUCGGCGGUGCCCCUAAAGUGACUCACCAUGCCAGCCACCACCACGUCCCCGUCCACCACACACCAGUCCACCACGCCCCCGUCCACAAACCCCGCGUCCACCACCCAAAGCCUCAUCAUCCUCGUCCUGCCCACCACGCCCCCGUCCACCACCCUCAACCUUCCUACCACCCGCAGCCCGCCUACGGCCACCACGAGCCCGCCGAGCCCGCUUGCGCCGCCAACACCACCAAGCCGUGGUGCCUCGAGGACGCCGAGUACCCGCUGUACGAGAUCAAGCACGCCGCGGAGUACCACUACGAGAAGCUGCUGUCCCUGUACGCCGACGUGGCUGACCUCAGCACCGAGCUGUCCGUGGAGCGGCCCAAGACCCUGGAUGAGGAGACCUACCUCUGCCCCUCCGCCACCGCCUACGUCAGGCCGCUGCGCGCCAUCAACACGGAGGGCAAGUGGCGCGUCAUCGUGAACAACGUGGACGUGCACUACGAGACCCUGACGCAGACCACCCGCGUGGAGGAGUGUCUUACCGCCGGCGACGCCUGCCCGCUGGUGCCCGAGUGCUACGAGUCCUCCUGCCUGCAAAAGUCCAUCUACCACCGCUUCCUCGUCUACGACCCCUACGACCAGUACUUCCCUUUCGCCGUGGAGACCUUCAAGCUGCCCGCCAGCUGCGCCUGCCUGCUCGGCGCCUACACCAUUGACCACUAACUCCAAGAUAGUAUUGAUAGCGAUUCGCUUCCAGUCCACUGCAAGACAAAUGUCUUUCUAGAAUUCUCUCUGCUCCAGCUGUCCAUCCCUCCUGUGCACCACCUUUGUCUUUGUGUUCAGCGUCUCGCCCUCAGCUCACUCAACUCUUGCCACCGAUACGAACCCUGUGACCUCAAUAUGACCUCGAUAUGUAAGAGCCGUGGGUGUUAGCGCCCCACCUCUCCCCGCCCUGGCCGCGGUACGUAAAGAAAGCAGUUCUCUAGUCAUCUCUGUGUGAUAAUAUUUAAAUUAUAAAUGUUAAUAUAUUUACCUGCAAACAUGAAAUAAAAUUGUGCAUAGAA